Molecule: messenger RNA, 2025 nt
Organism: Fulvia fulva
Lineage: Eukaryota; Fungi; Ascomycota; Dothideomycetes; Mycosphaerellales; Mycosphaerellaceae
Product: Pre-mRNA-splicing factor clf1
Exons: 1
Coding region: 1-2025 (674 amino acids)
Biological process (GO): spliceosomal complex assembly; mRNA splicing, via spliceosome
Cellular component (GO): Prp19 complex; precatalytic spliceosome; U2-type catalytic step 2 spliceosome
Molecular function (GO): protein binding
Source: RefSeq, a predicted model, not a curated record
AUGGAGUCGUCGCGUGGCCCUCCACGGGUCAAAAACAAGGCCGCCGCGCCGCAGCAGAUCUCCGCCGAACAGCUGCUGCGGGAAGCAGUCGACCGCCAGGAACCCGGCCUGACAGCGCCAACACAGCGCUUCGCCGACCUCGAAGAACUCCAUGAAUACCAGGGACGGAAACGAAAGGAGUUCGAGGACUAUGUGCGCCGCAAUCGCCUCAACAUGGGCAAUUGGUUCCGCUAUGCCGCCUGGGAACUGGAACAGAAGGAAUACCGGAGGGCGCGCAGUGUCUUUGAGCGUGCGUUGGACGUGGAGAGCACUAAUGUGCAGCUAUGGGUGAGAUAUAUCGAGUCGGAAAUGAAGGAGCGCAACAUCAACCAUGCGCGCAACCUCUUGGACAGAGCAGUGACCAUCCUUCCACGCAUAGACAAGCUAUGGUACAAGUAUGUCUACAUGGAGGAAAUGCUUGGCAAUGUCGCCGGUACGAGGCAGGUCUUUGAGCGCUGGAUGUCAUGGGAGCCCGACGAGGCCGCCUGGAAUGCCUACAUCAAGCUCGAGAAGCGGUACAGCGAGUUCGAUCGGGCGCGGAAUAUCUUUGAGAGGUUUACCAUCGUUCACCCUGAGUCAAGGAAUUGGAUUAAGUGGGCACGAUUCGAGGAGGAGAACGGCACGAGCGAUCUCGUACGGGACGUGUUCGGUAUGGCUAUCGAGACGCUGGGCGACGAGUUCAUGGACGAGAAACUCUUCAUUGCUUACGCCAGAUUCGAGGCCAAGCUCAAAGAGUACGAGCGUGCGCGAGCAAUCUACAAGUACGCUCUGGACCGCAUGCCACGCUCUAGAUCUGCUAUCCUGCACAAAGCCUACACUCAGUUUGAGAAACAGUACGGUGAUCGUGAAGGGGUCGAGGACGUUGUGCUUUCAAAACGAAGAGUUCUCUAUGAAGAGCAGGUGAAGGAAAACCCAAAGAAUUAUGACGCUUGGUUCGACUAUGCCAGAUUGGAGGAAGCAGGCCAGGAUCCAGGGAGAGUAAGGGACGUUUACGAGCGCGCAAUCGCACAAAUACCGCCGAGCCAUGAAAAGCGCCACUGGAGGCGUUAUAUCUAUCUCUGGAUAUUCUAUGCCCUUUAUGAAGAACUGGAGACGAAGGAUCUUGCUCGAGCAGCGCAAGUUUACGAAGAAGCAAUCAAGAUCGUUCCACACAAGAAGUUCACGUUUGCAAAAGUCUGGAUCCUCAAGGGCCAAUUCCACCUACGACAGCAAGAACUUGAUCGUGCGCGAAAGACGAUGGGUAUGGCAAUUGGCGUGUGUCCAAAGAACAAGCUGUUCCGCGCGUAUAUCGACAUGGAACUGAAGUUGUUCGAGUUUGUGCGCUGCCGGACGCUUUAUGAGAAAUGGAUCGAGUUCGAUGCGUCCAAUUCGCAGGCCUGGAUCAAGUUCGCCGAGCUGGAACGCGGUCUCGAAGACUUGGAUCGUACUCGCGCCAUCUUCGAGCUUGCGAUCCAGCAAGAAGUGUUGGAUAUGCCAGAGCUCGUCUGGAAAGCGUACAUCGACUUCGAGGAGGAAGAAGGCGAAUACGAGAAGACAAGAUCGCUGUAUGAACGCUUGUUGGCCAAGACUGAGCACGUCAAGGUAUGGAUCAGCUACGCACAGUUCGAGAUCAGCGUCCCAGACUUCGUGGAGGAGAUUACAGACGAGUCGGAAGCUGCAGUGAGCGAUGCUGCCAAGGCACGGGCGCGGAAAAUCUUCGAGCGGGCACAUAAGCUGUACAAAGACAACUCGUUGGUCGAGGAGAGGGCGGCGCUUCUCAACGCGUGGAAGGGGUUCGAGGAGACGCAUGGCGGCGAGCAGGACCAAGAAAAGGUUUCGAAGCAAAUGCCAAGGCGCGUCAAGAAGAGGAGAAAGCUCGACGACGACUCGUUCGAGGAGUAUAUGGACUACGUGUUCCCGGCAGACGACGAGAGCUCUGCAAAGAUGAGCAAACUCAUGAUGAUGGCGCAGAAGUGGAAGCAGGAGAAGGAGAAGGCUGCGGCAUAG